Leptidea sinapis is the source of this 2439-nucleotide messenger RNA. RefSeq lists its product as uncharacterized. Lineage: Eukaryota; Metazoa; Arthropoda; Insecta; Lepidoptera; Pieridae. Bases 83 to 418 code for a protein of 111 amino acids. The transcript is spliced from 3 exons. The record is from RefSeq and is a predicted model, not a curated record.
GCGAAUGGCCAGUCUUGUUGAUGUAUCUGAAGUCAGAACGUGCUGAGCCUUGACCGGUGUGAUCGACUGGAGUUUGUUAACGAUGUCGAGGAUUUUGUGUUUGAUAAUGUUUGUGGCGGUAGCCAGUGGCGCCACCUGGCAGGGCAAGCUACCCUUAAAGCCCUCUCAUCUUGCUCACAAAGAAGGAUGUUACGUGAAAGAAAUUGACGACGUGAUACCAUUCGGAAAAACCGUCUCACCUAUUGGCUUCUGCUACAGAAUAGAGUGCUACCGUGACAUAAUUGCAUAUGCUUCAUGCGGUGUGGUAGGCAUAGCCGGCAAUGACAAUAAUUGCUUCAUAACUGAUGAAGACCUCAGCAAAAGCUAUCCUGAAUGUUGUCCAAAUGUUAAAUGCGAAGUAGACAACUAUCUCAUUUAGCAUCAAUAUGCCAUCAAGCAUUGCCUGGUUAUUGAGUAAACGUCACCAUCAGCUACAACAACGUGCCAACAGUCUCAAUGUAAUCUGAAUUCAGUCGGAACGCCAUACAUCAUCAUCAUCAUCAGCCGGAAGACGUCUACUGCUGGAAAGAGGCCUCCCCUAAAGAUUUCCACGGCGAUCGGUCCUGCGCUGCUCUCAUCCAGCGUAUUCUCCAUAAUGCCAUAGAUACUGACCUAAAAUUAACUUUAGUCGGAAUAUUUGUAUUGAACUCUUUCACUAAUAUUUAAGUCUCUACUGACUUAAAUAUUGCAGUAGCUCUAUUAUGAACAAUAUUAAUAAGAAAACAAUACUUAGGGACGUACAGUGUUAUAAAUAUUUAGUUCAUUAUCUUGGCGCCACACUCAAUCAUUUCACGCGUGAUGUAAUAAUAAAUAAAUAAAAUAAUGCUGAUACUUUACUUAUGGUAACUUAAAAACUACUCACUUUAGUUUAUUAAACAAAAAUUUUUGUAUAUUUUUAAGAUUAUACGUAGCAGUGCAGUAGCGUUGGCCACAGUUGGUUCAUGGGGAUUACAUUUUCGAAAGGGUUGGCUCAUUGGUCAUUGGAGCAGGUGCACCAUUGAUUGCGAUGGAACUUCACAAUCGUAUUGUUCGCAUUCCCAUUUAGAAUCACAACAGAUUAAUUAGCUCUUCCACUAUAUAUAGUAAUUGCAGUGAAAAAUUAAUUGUUGAAAUCGUAGGAUUAUGGAAGUAAAUCUUGCAGAUUAGUUGUUAGCUUAAGAAAUCCACUACCAUAUAGUUAUCUUUGUAGUUAUUUAAUGAUUUGAUGAUAAUUUUAGUUGUUAAAUGCUAUCAUUUAGCCUUAUACUGUUAUCUCAAGGUUUAAAAUUAAGUUAUCAAAAAUAUUUCUAAACAUAAGGUCAAAAUCACAAUGACUUUUAUGACGUUGAUCAUUUGAUUACUGCUCCAGUUAAAAUAUUUUACUCAUCUAGUGAAAUCAUUUGUACAAAUUGUAACAUUUAAAAUCAAGAACAGCUAUGUAAAUAUAUGUUUUGUACAUUAACAUAUUUUGUAAAUUGUUGUAAACAAAAUAACGUUACAAAAAUUUCAUGUAAAGUUUGAGCAUUGUUUGUAAAAUCUAUUAUAAUAGUUAACCCUCUUCAGCCCAACCGAACUAAAAUGGGAUUGGCAAAAUAAUACUAGAGUUUGCCGGGCUUAUGUCUGAGAUAAUUAAGUCCUCGAAAACCAUCAUACUUUGUAUGAAAAAGUUACUUGGACCUGUUUGACAGUCAACUGCUUUCGAAAUACGACGCUUUCUAUAAAUGGAAUAAUGCAUCUGUUCAAUUUAUACUUUUCUUUACUAUUAUGUGUCAUUUGUUUCCUUGAAUUUAAGAGCGAUGUAAAUCCUUAAUGGAAUUUCAAUUAUUGAGCGAAGCUGAGCGGAGCUCCCACUGGGUGACUCCAAUUGAUUUCUGUGUUAAAUUGUUUCUCGGCCAUUUCUGAACCUAUUUUAAAAAAUUUUGAACUCAAAGAAAGCUUUCGAAAUUUUCUAGGAUAUUGUGGAACAAAAUUUUAAAUUUCGACUAGAUACAAUUAUUAUAAUUAAAAACAAACAUGAUUAACAAUUUACAAAUUCUAAAUUAGCGCGCGCUAUUUAUAUUUAUUUAAAAAUUGAGCCGAUUGAUCAAAUCACAAUAAGUCUUUAUUGUAACACUUCUAUCCUUUGAUCAUAUUCGAUUGUUCAUGAUGUAUAAGCAUCAAUAGCUUACCUCGCUUCGCUCAAAUAUACGCCCCAGCGAAGCGGUACGCCGUCCGACUGCGGCACCCUAGUAAAUGUUUGUUAAGACUAAAAGUUAGCAUUAUGUAUGUGUCGAUGAUAAGAUGUAACCAGUGUUGAUGCUCAAAGGGUUUGUUAAGUUCCUUUUAUAAGAGUUUUAGAUAUAUUUGUAUCUGACUCUUGAAGCUAUCUUGCCACCAAAUUGUUAAUGUUAUUUAUUUAAUUAAAUUAGUUUUCAUUAUAAA